Podarcis raffonei (Aeolian wall lizard) is the source of this 5353-nucleotide messenger RNA. RefSeq names its product meiosis-specific coiled-coil domain-containing protein MEIOC-like. Gene Ontology annotation, cellular component: nucleus; cytoplasm. NCBI's taxonomy places the organism in Eukaryota, Metazoa, Chordata, Lepidosauria, Squamata, Lacertidae. The record is from RefSeq and is a predicted model, not a curated record. Gene Ontology annotation, biological process: mRNA stabilization; male meiosis I; female meiosis I. The transcript is spliced from 8 exons. The coding region runs from base 58 to 2859 and encodes 933 amino acids.
CCAACCAGCGCCGGCCCCUGUUGCUGAGGCGGGAAGGAAAAGGAGGAGGAGGAGGAGAUGGUGGCGGACGGCGCCCGUGCUCUGGCUGUUCCCCUCUCAGGAGGGAACCGGCGGCCAGAGGUGAGACCUGUGGUUAAGACUUCAAACCUCUGUCUGUUUGGAAAUGCUACUCAUUUCAGAAACAAGAAUCUGCACACUGAAAAUGAGGAUAUGGUUAAGCAAAGCACCACAUUCAGUCAUUAUGAGCCACAGGUAAACUGCACUAAGCAAGAAAUGGACACACAGCUCUUCUCUCCUUUGUUUGGAGGAAUAACUAACACACCGUCCACUGUGGAGUCUCCCCAGUUUUACAGUAGCUGGUCAACAUGUGGAGAUGAUGCCAAUGUUAUUGCCCCAUUACAUGGCUGCGCCAAAAAAAGAACACAGGUAAAUUUAUCUUAUUCUGGCAAUGGCCCUGAUAUGUUUGGCUUAGUGACAAGCAUCUUAGAGGAGCCAAACAAGCAAGAACCUGUUACAGGCUGGAAUUCUCUAUCAAGAUUAUUUCCACCCGUGUGGUCAUCAGACUUUGAAAAAACUGAAAACCUCUCAGGGCUUUUUUCUACAAAAUGCUUGGAAAAUGAAGAUCCUACAAACUUAGUUGGUACUCAACAUAUUUAUGAAGAAAACUUGCAAAAGUCAUCAUCCAUAGAACUACUAAAGAAAGAACUUGAAGAUCUCCAUGUUAUAGGAUCCUGGCUUGUGACUUCUGAUCCUUGCAGUCGGUCACCUGAUGAGAUUUUGAAGAAUGCUGAUUCAGAAAACAAGGCUUUUAAGAGUAAUGGAAUCAAUCACCAAGGUGGACUUGCAUAUCAGAAUGUACCCAGUUAUAACAAAAAUCAGUUAAACAGUGGAAAUGGGAAGAGCCAUACUGAUUUUAGCACUUUCUCAUCUCAUACUAGAAUAAAAGAUAGCACGAAUACUGCUAAAGAACUCCAGAAAGCUGACCAUGCAAGAGGCGUGCUUGGGAAAAAUGACACAGAAGGAUCAAGCAAAUAUUUCACUCAAUUGUCUAAUUCUCCCGCUGAUGGAAUAUGGGAUCCAGUGAUCCAGCAGAAUAUAAGAUAUACAGGUUUUCCAGCUGUUUAUGACUCUCAACAGUUUAGUUGCUCAUCUCCAUACCUUCUCAGUCCACUUAAUAAAGAGAAUAGCUUUCCGGAAGGAAGGAAUGCAAAACUGCAGGAAAACCACCCACAAAAUAACCACACUUGCAUCACUACAGAGGGGAACUUUGGCAAUACUGAAUGUAAGAUGUCCUUACAUUAUCAGAAAACAUCCUGUAAUCACUUGCCUCUUAAGCCAGCACUACAGAAUAUGAAUUCAUCUUACAAUGGAUAUACAUGGCUGGAUAGUAAGAUACCAAAUCCAGUGGCUACAUCAUUUGCAACUUAUGGGAAGCAAAAGCAAAUGAGUUCUCAGUUGUCUUCAAGGUGUUCAACUCAGUCUGGUGGACCUUCCACCAGUCAAUCUAUAGCCCAGCCUUCUUAUUCACAGGUGGCACCAAUGUUGAACUCAAGAAAAGAUGGGAAACACAUCUCUGCUAACAGUCCUAACAGCUCAGGGUUUUCAAACUGCAAUGAAAAUAGGAAGCAACCUAACCCUAUUGGACACACCCAGAAGGAUUCCUUAGCUACUAGAGAGGGAUACUGUGGUGAAGUAUCCACGAAUGCUUCCUCCAGGUGGCUGACACAAAAGCAUUCCGUAAAUGAGUCUGCAAAACACUAUAGUUUUCCUAAAAAGCAAAGCCAGUUCAGUACUGAUGAGAGAACUAGGCAGAAUGAGAGAAGACAUAAAAAUAAUUGGAUUCCACACCCAGGCUAUGCAAGCCCAAAUCAAACGCAGCCUGAUAUAUUGAGAAGAGCAGAAGAACAGAACGGCAGCAAUUUGUCUGACUUCAUCAAUCCUUCUUUCCUACCUCUCUUCCCAUUAAUGCCUGGUUAUAAACAUAUGCCUAAUUUUCCUCCAUUUAAUCCUCCCACAUUUUCAUCACCAGCUAAUGUUGCAUUUUCUCCAUUGCCAUUUCCGUUGUCUGAACUUGCUGACCUCCUUCACUAUGAUGACCUACCCUAUUUGGGUCCUUUCUUUAACAAGCUCUUCUGUGGAGAUUUGCCUGCACAAUACUUGGCCUUUCCACCACCUGUUAACCACUAUAGACCUCCAAAGCAUCGCAGUGGAGCUGCAAAUGAGCUCCAUAGUCAUCUAGAAGAUUGUUAUGAACAGUGGAGAGCACUAGAGAGGGAACGCAAAAAGGCAGAGGCAGAUCUGGCCAGAAACUUCCCAGGGAAGCAGGUAUCCAGCUCAAAUAACACUCCCUUCUCCCGCCUUCCUGACAAGCCUUCCCGAGUGGAUCGUCUGAUUGUGGACCAGUUCCGGGAGCAGGCGAGAGUACACACUUUAGUUGGGAAAAUGGAACGGCUUUGUGGUUAUCCUGUCCAUGGUAACGUAUCUGCCACUUUGAGAUGUCAUUUGGAAGCCAUCUGUGCUACCCGAGCGAGACGCAAGGAUGAGAUUGUUAAUGCUGCUAAUCAUCAGAGGCAAGGAAUAUCUCGUUACAACAAUGAAAAAGAUGUCCUUGCUCUGGCGGUUGCCAUUAAAGAUUUGGCUUUCUUCACACGAAAAACACGUACAGCUUUAUGGUGUGCUCUUCAGAUGACCCUGUCGAAAACUUCAAUGAACACGCCAGCAAAAAAAGAAGAAGUGGAAAGGGCCUUGCAAGAGCUCUGUCCUGUCAUUGGUUGUUUGCAAGUGAAGGACAUCGUGGAGCGUGAUGACAAAGAAAACAAGAGAGAGAACCACAAACUGCCUCCACAGGUCAUACAGUGAAUGCACCCAAGUAAUUGCAGCAGUGUAGAAAAUACGCCAGGCUGCCAGCAAGUCUAGUGGAUCUGUGCUGCGUUUCCACUGCUGAGAUUCAAGCCUAGAUAACAUGCAUUUCUGUAGUAGUAUUGCAGCAGUCUUAAUAUUGGUGGUAUAUGUCUAGGGUGUAAAAUAGAAAGGGUCAGCUUAAGUGGAGACAAGCAAUAGUAGUUCAUACUCUUGGCCACCAAUCCAAAGCUGUAACUCAAGCCAUUGACUAGGAAACUAGCAAGUGGCGAAGCUAAUUGUGAUACCAAUCGAACACACAGUGCCACUUCAUUCCUCGGUUUUGUAAUGCUAAUAUUUUAAGUGCCAAAGUCAUUACUGAAUACUGUUUGUUUCACACUGAUAAUUAAUAAUGCACAUUUAUUGUGGCAUUGUCAGGAGCUGAGGAAGAAAUUGCCAAUGGUCUGGCUCACAGUAGUUACAUUAAAUCAGCAGCUAAUGUUAGUUGCGUUAAAUCUGGAAGGAGUGUUGGAAGAUGUAUUAGCAACAAAGGUGUCAAGCUGCUCUAAUCGAAACUUCAGCUUCCAUAAGUGUGGUAGAACAACAGAAUCUGUUGAUUCUGAAAGAAACUCAAAAGGAGUUAUAAAUGUGUAGCAUUAAGUAUUGCAUUAUAGUGAGCAUUAGCCAGUGAGAUUAAAUUGUUUAGAUUUAGAAAUGGAAUAUAUCGAUGCCUUAGUGGCUUAAAACUACUAUUUAACUUGUUAUGCACUUAAUGAACAUAUGGCUAUUAAUGAUUUGAGUAUUUAUUUUAAUGGUUAAUAUAUAAUUUUUACUUUAUUUUAAUACAUGUUUUGAUCUAUUGCAAGACCUAAUAAUCAGGCUUAUGUUUGCUCAGGGUCUGUAUGUGUGUGUGUAUAUAUAACCUAUAAAUAUACACAGUAUAUAAUGUUUGCAGAGAUGGGAUGUUUGUAGGAAUAGCUAUAUAAAACUAAUCUGUACUAGGUUACCAAAGCUGGCUGGUUUAUUUUUAGCAUGAGGAAAUUUUGUAUGUUUAAUCACCAUCAUUAUUAGGCUUCAUACUGUGUCUUGGACAAUCAAAUAUAUUAUAUGGCCAUUGUGAAUGUAUAAGGCAAGAACUGGAACAGAUGAGGCACCAGUCCAAAAGUUUCACUGUAACGUUGGGGACAGCUUCAUACAAAUAAUGGGGUAAGGGGUGCACACACAUAAAUUGGUCCCUGACAAAUUGGGCGAGAGAAGACCCUAGUCCAUAUAGGAAGUGGUGUGUAUGUUGCUGAGCUUCAGUGUGUGACAGGAAUCUCUGGAUUGGGGUGUUAAUGUUUGGGUUCUUAUCACUUAGGAGUAUUAAUGUUUUAACAAUCUUGUAAAACGUGAGAAUACCUCUGUGUACUGAUAAACAAGUAAUGUGUGUGUGUGUGUUUUAUACGUCCGUGGCAAAUUCUGGAGAACAGUUGUCUCAGUUCAAAGAAUCAUUUUGGAAAUGUGAGGGAUCCUGGUAGAAGAAACCUAGUUUGAGUGCUUGGAACAGAUUUUACUUGCUUACUAAGUUGUUAAAUUGGCUGCUGCUCCCGGAAGCAUAAUUAAUGGCUUCAUCAUAAAUGUACUUAAUCUCUCUCCCCACACUCCAGGCCCAGCUUUGAGCCCUAUUGUGUACAGGUAAUGAAGAAGUUCUACCUCUGGCCUGUCUAGGUCAAACUCUGCCCCCUCCCAGCCACUUCCUGUUUAGCUGAGAAGCGAGCAGAGACAGGCAGCACUAGGCAGCCACCUAUAGCUGUGGUGACAAUGCGUAGUGCAACCUUCACCCAGUCUGCCUCCCACCAAAUGCUGGCACAAAAGGAGCAGUAAAGCAAAAAGGAGCCUGACUUUGUGAAUGUUUAGAGUAAAAGUAAUAAUGAGUAAAAGGACUGUAAGGUGGGUGUAGCAGGAACUUGCAGAUACCUCAUGCUCUUCCUCUUCAUUUCAUAAAACAAAGGAAUCAUUGAAAGGCACAAUAAUCAGAGUGCCAUUUUCUUAGUUUGGUAUGUUCAGCCUUUGUAUUGGUUAAUGCUGAGAAAUUAUGCUUUGUGCAUUUUGCACUAAAUGUCAUGAGGUCAUAUAUGCUUUGUGGAAUAGAAUUAGUUUACAGUGUGAGGAAUUGAUCAUAUUUAACUCUUACCAAUCUUACUGUGUUUAGAAACAGUGGUUUGGUAGUCUUUUUUUCUGUUGACCAAAUCAUGGUACUUCUCCAGGACUGCUUUGUAGCAAUGGGUGUAUUAGACACUUCGAGUUAUUAAUUUGUGAAAACUGUUUAAAACUGUGGUUAUAAUUGGUGGUUAUAAGUAAUGUGCCUUUCGAAGUCUUAAAAGAUAAAAUAUAACUGUGUACUCACUUUUUGUUGCAACCAAGCAAUAUAUUUAAAGGGAUUAUAAUAAGCUGCAUUUGAUAGCUGUAGUUUACAGUAUGAAUGUUUCAUAAUCAGUUUCCAGCAUUGGUUUCCCUAGCUUUAGAAUAUAUAAAA